AUGGCGCGCAAAGGCCACCUGGUGGAGAAUCUCGUGGAAAACACUAUUAAAUAUGAGUUACUCUUCUUAGGUUCAGUUGUUUCCAGCUGUGAUGCGUGCCACGAAAAAGCAACGUGCCAAGAGUCACACGAAAAAGGCGACUCCUUUGUCGGCUUCUCGUGUGUCUGCAAAGAUGGCUUUGUUGGCGAUGGUCUCAGCUGUUACAAUACCUUAGUCUGUAGCGAUGGUUCCUGUUGUAGUCAAGGCUAUGAAUGGGCACCUGGCAGUGGCUGCGUGGACAUUGACGAGUGCUCGCUCCCUGACUCACCAUGCACGGCACCUCGGGUUUGCCAAAACACGCCAGGCUCCCAUGAAUGCCUCGAGCCUGCCUCACUCUCUAGAUCUGGCCUUUCCUCACAAUCAGUCCAGUUCAGUUGUGGAAACACAGUGUGCCCAGCAGGUAUGGACUGCAUUGGAAAUAACGGGACAAGAUGUGCUGACCCUUGUGAGAGCUACACCGUCCUGGAUGAUGACUGGCGUUCGACACAAAAUGGAUUUACCUCACCUGCAAAGUGUGACAAAAAUGUUGAGUGGCAAGGUUGGUAUCGCUUAUUCCUGGGACAAAACAGCGCACAUGUUCCUGAGGGAUGCGAGGUCCGCCUGGCUAAUGGAGGAAACAGCUCCUGCUCUGGCAGAGUAGAAAUCUUCCACCGUGGACAGUGGGGAACAGUGUGUGACGAUAUCUGGGACCUGAAGCACGCGCAAGUGGUGUGCAGACAGUUGGGCUGCGGCAGGGCCCUGGCAGCCCCCCAGAGGGCUCACUUUGGACAGGGCAGUGGCCCCAUUUGGUUGGAUAAUGUCAGAUGCACCGGAAGUGAAUCAAAGCUGGGUGAGUGCAAUCACCAAGGAAUUGGAUCGCACAACUGUGGUCACCAUGAGGAUGCCGGAGUGGUUUGUGAAGCUGCGUCACCCGUGAGGCUGGUCAACUCUGACAACCGCUGCUCUGGAAGAGUUGAGGUCUACCAUAAUGGACAAUGGGGGACUGUGUGUGAUGACAUAUGGGUCCUCACCAAUGCCAAAGUGGUGUGUAGACAGUUGGACUGCGGCAGGGCUCGUUCAGCACUGCACAGUGCAGCCUUUGGACAGGGCAGUGGACCCAUCUGGUUGGAUGAUGUCCGUUGUCUUGGAAAUGAAACUUCAAUAACGAGCUGCCAACAUCGUGGAUUUGGGAGACACAACUGUGUACACAGGGAGGAUGCCAGCGUUGUUUGUGAAGAAACGCAACCUUCACUCAGACCUUCUCAUCUUAUUUGUGGCCCUGACAAAAUCCGAGUGGCCCUGGAUUCCGUGAGCAUAACACGCGCCGGUUAUAACCCGCUCUCUGGCAACCUGGCAGUCCGCAACUGUUCCUGGGUCAGGGUGCAAGGUGAUGUCGUGUGGUACGAAGCUGACGCUCAGGCAGAUGCUUGCGGAAACACACUGACGACCAACCGCACACACGCCAUCUACUCCAACAGUUUAUUUAUCUACCCAUUGAACAACACAUCAUUCUCUCCCGCUGUGAGUCUUCCUUUCUCGUGCGCCUAUCCCCUGGACGCAGACAGCAGGCUGAACGUGGCCAUCAGACCAUCCCUUGCGUUGGACGGUGGUAUUAUUGGCUCAGGUUACAAAGCCAGAGCCUCCAUGGUCCUCUUCCGCAACUCCAACUUUACAGAGCCUUAUUCAGCGGGCGCGGUCGUCCUUCCGGUGGGCUCGCCGUUGUACGUUGGGGUCGCUGUGGACAGAAGAGAUCCCAGCUUGGCAGUUGUUUUGGAGGAUUGCUUCGCCUCUCACUCCUCAAACCCUGAUUACCCCGAGCGAUACUCUCUAAUUCACAACAAAUGUCCCGCUGACCGCCAACAAGUCUCCGUGGUUGAGAGUGGCUCAUCCCUCCGGGCUCGUUUCUCUGCUCUGUUCUUCCUGGUUCAGGGGGAAUAUCGAAGUAUUUACCUCCACUGCGGCCUCAGCCUGUGUGACCGGAGGAGGUUCUCUUGCAUUCCGCCUUGCACAUGGAGAGUAAAACGCUCUGUCUCAACCUCUGCUCCAAUGAAGCCACUCAGCGUUGGUCCAAUCAAAUGGGAGAAAUCAUCUGAGUGA
Messenger RNA from Phycodurus eques (leafy seadragon), 2115 nucleotides. RefSeq names its product uromodulin-like. Bases 1 to 2115 code for a protein of 704 amino acids. The transcript is spliced from 10 exons. The record is from RefSeq and is a predicted model, not a curated record. NCBI's taxonomy places the organism in Eukaryota, Metazoa, Chordata, Actinopteri, Syngnathiformes, Syngnathidae. Gene Ontology annotation, cellular component: membrane.